AUGUUAUUGUACGCUUUAGUUGCCCUCCUCGCGCCAAUACAUUGUACUGUUUUGGAGUCCACUGAUGACAUAUAUACAAGUGUAACAAAAAGGGCAUUACAAAAAUCUCACGAGAAACCAAGAAUUCAAAAGUUAUCGGAGUUUUUUCUGGAAACGGAUUAUUAUCACGAAGACCCCGAUAAAUCGCUGAUUGGUCUACUUAACUCGAUCGCUAAUCAGUACCUGUCGGAAUGCACUACCGUUAUUUUAUACGACAAUUACACUGAAAAUACCGAGCUAGUGUUCCUAAAAAAGUUUUUCCGAACCUAUCCAUUGACUUAUGUUCAUGGCAGUAUCCCGUCAGACUAUCACAUCCAGAUAGGAGAAUUAGUCAAUAAAAACGACAAAAAGUGCGUUCACUUCAUAAUUUUCAUUAAAGAUGUGAUGAGAUGCCAAGAUGUGGUCAACAAACGAAAUGAGAGAGUCGUCGUAGUAGCCAAAUCUUCCCAAUGGAGAGUCCAGGAAUAUUUAUCCAGUGAAUUUUCGCAGGAAAUUGCCAAUCUGCUGGUUAUAGUGAAGUCCGAUAAAUACGGGCCACAAAAAGCAGAAACGCCUUUUAUAAUCUAUACGCACAGGCUAUUCGUCGAUGCGCUCGGCUCUAGUCAACCAAUAGUAAUUGCUUCUUGGUCACGUGGAAAAUUUUCAUCAAAUGCUUCCUUAUUUCAAACGAAACUCAACCAUGGAUUUUCCGGUCACAGAUUUAUUGUUGCUACGGCUCAUCAGCCGCCAUAUGUUAUAAAAAAGCAAAGAAGCGAUAAAGAUGAAUUUGAGUAUUCCGGCAUCGAGGUGAAAUUAGUUGAGUUGUUGGCAAAAAUGUACAACUUCAGCACCGACUAUAAAGAAACUGCUGACAUUAAAGUUUUAGGAUCUGGAGAAGCAGUAGUCAAAGCGAUCAAAGCCGGCAAUGUUAAUUUAGGAAUUGGCGGAUUGUAUAUCACGGAAAAUCGGUACAACGCCGGAAUAUUUCACUGGCACAGUGAAGAUUGUGCCUCUUUUAUUUCUUUAGCUUCAACUGCUUUACCAAGAUAUCGAGCCAUAAUGGGACCUUUCCACUGGACCGUCUGGUUGGGUUUGAUCGCAGUCUAUUUAGCGGCCAUCUUACUCUUCAGUUACUCCGAUAAGCUAACUCUGAAGCAUUUAAUACGCAAUCCCAUUGAAAUUGAAAAUAUGUUCUGGUACGUAUUUGGAACAUUUACAAAUUGCUUCACCUUCAGUGCAGGAACUUCGUGGACCAGAGCGGAAAGGGACAUCACAAAGUUACUUGUCGGCAUUUAUUGGCUGUUUACGAUUAUAAUAACCGCAUGCUACACAGGAUCAAUAAUAGCCUUUGUUACAUUACCAAUUUAUCCUGCGGUUAUCGAUUCAAUUGACCAACUGACAGGGAAAAGAUACCAGAUUGGAAUGCUGAACAAAGGGGGGUGGCCUAGUUGGUUUCAAAAUGUCUCCGACGAAACAAGCGAAAGACUUCUUAGGAAGGUCGAUUAUGUUCCAGACGUGGAAAGUGGCCUUAGGAAUGUUACAAAGGCCUUUUUCUGGCCGUACGCGCUCUUGGGGUCUCGAGAGGAGCUGCAGUUUAUUGUGAAAACCAAUUUCUCCCUAGGAAGCAAAAAAUCAAUGCUACACAUAAGUCAGCAAUGUUUUGUGCCGUUCAAAGUAGGAAUUGCACUUCCACAUCAUCUGGUUUACAGUGAAAUCCUAGCUGGCGGCAUUCAGAUGAUACUACAAUCGGGACUUAACAUUAAAAUGAAAAACGAUAUUGAAUGGGAAAUGCUGAGAUCAUCAACUGGAAAACUUUUGGCAGCAAAUUCUAGAUCAGGAACUCUAACAAUUUUAUCAAGAGAUGAUAGAGCCUUGACAUUAGACGACACCCAAGGCAUGUUUCUGCUUCUUGCAAUCGGAUUUCUCGCUGGAGGAGGCGUUCUUAUAUCGGAAAUAUUUGGCGGAUGUUUCAAUUUAUGCAAGAAGAUCGACAAUUCACGAGCCACAUCUUCCAACAGUUCAAUUCCAAGCAACCCAAGAUUUCAUGAAAGACAAACGAUCCGAGAAAGAAACCGGAGCAUUAGCUUGGCGAGUUUUCAACAACGACACAACUCGAUUCAAUCGGAGAUCGCAUUUGAAAAGGCUCAGGCGGAGGAACAUCAUCAGGGCGGAUUGGUUGAAUGUCAAAUUCAUGGUACAAUACCCGAUCAAAAUUCCCAAGGGGUAGUUUUAGAAGAAACUAACGCCGAUAUUGAUUAUAAUGAGCAAAUCAGUAAAUUGUUUGAACAAGCUUUGGGCGAGGAAACUUGCGGUAGUAGCCACUCAGGGCAUAACCAAAAGCUUACCUGA
This is a messenger RNA of Dendroctonus ponderosae (mountain pine beetle), 2367 nucleotides long. RefSeq names its product ionotropic receptor 21a (gene Ir21a). Lineage: Eukaryota; Metazoa; Arthropoda; Insecta; Coleoptera; Curculionidae. The record is from RefSeq and is a predicted model, not a curated record. Gene Ontology annotation, cellular component: membrane. Bases 1 to 2367 code for a protein of 788 amino acids. The transcript has 8 exons. Gene Ontology annotation, molecular function: ligand-gated monoatomic ion channel activity.